AAUCGGGUCUAUUCGUCGACGGGGUUGACGGGGGCCGUGAAAGAUUACCAAGACCAUCGGAGGUCUCUUUACGACGAAAUCACCGACAAAGCUCUCCUUGUUGAUGCUGUUGGCACCCUCCUUUUUCCUUCUCAGCCUAUGUCUCAGAUAUAUAGGAAGAUAGAGAAGUAUGGGGUGGAGUACUCAGAGACUGAGAUUUUGAACAGAUACAGACGAGCUUAUGAGCAGCCAUGGGGCAGAUCUCGUCUCAGAUAUGUGCAUGAUGGGAGACCCUUUUGGCAGCAUAUCGUCUGUUCUUCUACUGGUUGUUCAGAUUCUGAGUACUUUGAAGAACUGUAUAACUACUAUACAACUAACAAGGCUUGGCACCUAUGUGAUCCUGAUGCUGAGAUAGUAUUUGAAGCUCUAAGAAAAGCAGGUGUGGCUGUUGUGUCCAAUUUUGAUACCUGAUUAAGACCUCUUUUGCAGGCUUUAAAUUGUGAACACUGGUUUGAUGCGGUAGCAGUGUCAGCAGAAGUAGAAGCCGAGAAGCCAAUUCCCACAAUAUUCAUUAAAGCUUGUGAUUUAUUAGGUGUAAAACCUGAGGAUGCUGUGCAUGUGGGCGAUGAUCGUAGGAAUGAUGCUUGGCUUUGGGGAAGUGAUGUUCAUUCCUUUAAGGAGGUCGCUCAGAGGGUAGGGGACCGAGUUUGAUAUUAUGUCUUCUGAAACAAGAAUGAUGGUCUGUUUGUAUAUUCUACUUUGUUGUAAUCUGUCAAAGAUGUGAAGCGACAACACUGUAAAACUGGAAUAGGUACACUUCAGAAUAUGUUCUUUUUAUAAUGGUGUGCAGCAAUCUUCAACCUAAUUUGAUCCCUAAA
Argentina anserina (silverweed cinquefoil) is the source of this 857-nucleotide messenger RNA. RefSeq lists its product as uncharacterized. Lineage: Eukaryota; Viridiplantae; Streptophyta; Magnoliopsida; Rosales; Rosaceae. The record is from RefSeq and is a predicted model, not a curated record.